AUGGAUCGCGCAGGCACCGAGCGAAUCGCAAAAUCGACUCCAGGUGGCUUUGUUCUUGUCUCUACUUAUUCAUGGCUAUGCAUAACUCUAGGUGUGGGGAUAGCGCGGUUUGGACAAAGUCUUGUCCACAAAGUAGCAUUCGGACCCGAUGAUGCUACAGUACUUGUGGGGAGCAUCGUCUACCUAGGAGCGGCAGUCAGUUGGCAGUAUGCUGUCAAUGCAGGAUUAGGGAAGGCGACAUUGAGCAUCGACGAAGUGGAGCAUUUAGCCAAGGCUAUGUACGCUGCAGUGUUGCUCGGAUUUGUUGCAAUGACCUUUGCAAAGUUAUCAUCUGCUUUUCUCGUUGGACGAGUAGUGCCGCAGACGAGGAAAGCGAAAGCGAUACUUUUCGGCAUGAUAGCGACGUGGGGUAUAUUUUCCAUCGGUUCAGUCGGUUUCGAAUGUGGCCUGCCCAAGUGGACAAUCGAGUCAAGGCAAUGUGGAAACGGCCCAUUCCUAGUCUCAGUGAUUGUGUACAACAUAGUGACAGACCUAGUGCUAGCUGGGUGGAUCGUGCCGACUCUGUGGUCUGUUUCGCUAAACAAAGAAAAGUGUAUAUCAGCAACACUACUCUUCGGAGCAAGAGCGAUAGUACCGUUGGCUGCCGGGGCGCAAAUUUGGGCCGUAUUGAAAGCAAACCAGAGCAGCAACCCCGGCCGCGAUACUGUCGAAGCUGCAGUCUUGACUCAGGCCGUAACGAGUCUGUCGCUCAUCGUAACCAGCAUCCCACGUAUCAAACGGUUCCUCGGGGUUGGCGGCAGUGGCAUUCUCUACCCACAAAUACAAGCAACCGAACUCUCGCAGUCACGCCAGUCAUGGAGCCACCAGGAAUCCAGCGCCACGGAGCCAAAGCUUGUGCCUUCUGGCUCGGGAAAGUUCACGGUGACUGUAACAUCGAAAGGGUCGAAAGACAGGAAGAAGGCGAAGGCGCAGUCGGACUGGCAAGAACUUGUGACAAUGGGUUCCCGGGAGGACGAACAUACCAGCACGUCGAGUCUAUUUGAUCGGAAUGAUCAUGGGGGUGUAAUGAUGCAGCAGGAAGUCAGAGUGUCAGUAGAGGAGAGGGAUGCUCCACGACAGAGAGGUGCGAAUCGAAGCGGUUGA
Molecule: messenger RNA, 1143 nt
Organism: Cucurbitaria berberidis CBS 394.84
Lineage: Eukaryota; Fungi; Ascomycota; Dothideomycetes; Pleosporales; Cucurbitariaceae
Exons: 6
Coding region: 1-1143 (380 amino acids)
Source: RefSeq, a predicted model, not a curated record